Molecule: messenger RNA, 684 nt
Organism: Rubroshorea leprosula
Lineage: Eukaryota; Viridiplantae; Streptophyta; Magnoliopsida; Malvales; Dipterocarpaceae
Source: the annotation of a GenBank genome assembly
AGAAUCCAAUCAGCUGCUAGGAAACAAGAGCCUAUGGUUCCACUAACAGAAGAAGACUAAGCAGCUAUGGCCGAGCAGACUACGGCUGGCCUCCAUUACUCAAGCUCGACAAUGAGGAGCUGCAGAGCUCAAAUGCAGAAGUCCGAGGUGCGAGAUGCUGAAGCACGAGCUCCAAAGGCCGAGAACGAAGUGCGAGAUGCUGAAGCACGAGCUGCAAAGGCCGAGAGCGAAGUGCAGAAUUCAACCACGAGCUGCAGAGCUCAAAUGCAGAAGUCCGAAGUGCGAGAUGCUGAAGCACGAGCUGCAAAGGCCGAGAGCGAAGUGCAGAAUUCAACCACGAGCUGCAGAGCUCAAAUGCAGAAGUCCGAGGUGCGGGAUGCUGAAGCACGAGCUCCAAAGGUCGAGAACGAAGUGCGAGAUGCUGAAGCACGACCUGCAAAGGCCGAGAGCGAAGUGCAGAAUUCAACCACGAGCUGCAGAGCUCAAAUGCAGAAGUCCGAGGUGCGGGAUGCUGAAGCACGAGAUCCAAAGGCCGAGAACGAACUAAGCUCAGGUCUAGCUUGCAACCAGCUUGCCAUUUCACCAGCUAUCUUGUGUUCCACCUCUCAUGGGCCAUUCAUCAAUAAGAUAUGCUGAGCCCUUAUUUAUUAAAUAUAUUGAAUAUAAUAUAUUCUUCAUGUUUCA